AUGCGACUCGGAGACAUCAGCGCUGACAGGAAUGUAUUGUCUCAGUCUCAUCGACGAGACCAAUUGAUCGAAUGGAUCAAAGGUCUCCUCGCAGUCCCCUUUGUGCUGCACUCGCAUCCCACGGCCGUCUAUGAUGAAAGCAGCAAAAAGCUGCGCGCCGUGGCAGCUGACACCCAUCAGCGAUACCGGGAGAUCAUGCGCGAUGUGGAGAAUCUCAUCUUGGACCAUAUCGAUCAUGAAUGGACCAGCGCUCCCGGUAAAUCCAAACUAAACCUCCUCGUUCCCACGGUCGGGACUUUCUUCACCAAACUCCCCCUCGAAGAUGCAUUCCGGUACCAGGAUGAUCACCGCUUUAUCAGCCGGCGGCGCUUCGUUGCGCCCUCGUUCAACGAUGUCCGGUUGAUUCUCAACACCGCGCAGGUCCUGGGUCUGCUCCGGUCCAACGGUCCUGAUCUCGUCACCUUCGACGGUGACGUGACGCUCUACGACGACGGGGCGUGUCUGACGGAAGACAACCCGGUGAUUCCUCGGCUUAUUCGUCUUUUGUCGCAGGACCGCAAGAUCGGGAUUGUUACUGCGGCUGGGUACACCGAUGCGCCUCGGUACUACGAGCGUCUGAAAGGGUUGAUUGAUGCUGUGCAUGAAUCUACGGUAUUGACGGCGGAGCAGAAGAGCGGUCUGGUCGUUAUGGGUGGUGAAAGUAACUUCCUGUUCCGCUACGAUCCUAAUGACGCUGUUCGGUUGGUGUGGGUGCCGCGCGAGGAAUGGCUGCUCGAGGAGAUGAAGUAUUGGAAAGAAGAGGAUAUCGCCGAACUAUUAGACAUCGCGGAGUCCUCUCUGCGCGCCUGCGCGACCAACCUCAGCAUGCCUGUCUCCGUUCUCCGCAAAGAUCGCGCGGUCGGAGUGUUUCCUGACCGGGGUACACUAAUUGAUCGCGAGCAGCUGGAGGAAACAGUCCUCGUUGUGCAGAACACAGUCGAGCGCUCCGCCGUGGGAUCGCGAUUGCCAUUCUGCGCUUUCAACGGUGGAAACGAUGUUUUUGUCGACAUCGGUGAUAAAUCCUGGGGAGUGCGCGCAUGCCAGCAGUACUUCGGAGGAAUCGACCGCACCAAGACAUUCCAUAUAGGAGAUCAGUUCCUAUCGGCCGGUGCGAAUGAUUUCAAGGCGCGUCUUGCAUCGACGACCGCGUGGAUCGCUAGUCCUGCCGAAACGGUGGCGCUUCUGGAUGAAUUGGAGGAGCAUGAGAAGGCACUUUCCAUUCCGGAUGCGCUUAUAGAUGGCUAG
Messenger RNA from Aspergillus chevalieri, 1284 nucleotides. It is a transcript of the gene isn1, whose product is annotated as IMP 5'-nucleotidase ISN1. Gene Ontology annotation, molecular function: magnesium ion binding. Gene Ontology annotation, biological process: inosine salvage; nucleotide metabolic process; nicotinic acid riboside biosynthetic process. Bases 1 to 1284 code for a protein of 427 amino acids. The transcript is spliced from 5 exons. The record is from RefSeq and is a predicted model, not a curated record. NCBI's taxonomy places the organism in Eukaryota, Fungi, Ascomycota, Eurotiomycetes, Eurotiales, Aspergillaceae.